This is a messenger RNA of Syngnathus typhle (broad-nosed pipefish), 2963 nucleotides long. RefSeq names its product metallophosphoesterase 1 (gene mppe1). The record is from RefSeq and is a predicted model, not a curated record. NCBI's taxonomy places the organism in Eukaryota, Metazoa, Chordata, Actinopteri, Syngnathiformes, Syngnathidae. Gene Ontology annotation, cellular component: endoplasmic reticulum-Golgi intermediate compartment. Gene Ontology annotation, molecular function: phosphoric diester hydrolase activity. Gene Ontology annotation, biological process: endoplasmic reticulum to Golgi vesicle-mediated transport; GPI anchor biosynthetic process. The coding region runs from base 558 to 1742 and encodes 394 amino acids. The transcript has 9 exons.
CUUUAGUUGUUUGUUUUGAUGUAGCUGACCUCCAAAAUGGAAGCGGUAUAAUGGGGGGCAUGCUGAACGGGGGCCAGACGAAUAACUGCACAGGAUUGUCCAGAUUCUUUUGGGAUGGGACGGGAGUGAAAAUUGCUGGUGACACCCUCGAUCUUGCGAGAGGAGAGGCGCACACGAAUUUUGGUGAGGAUGUUUUUGCUUAUUAAGUGACCUUAAGCUUUUUUUUUUAACUUUAAUUUUAGACUCUGAGGAGACAAGCUCGUCCACCGCGUUUGCCUGAAAAAACAUAUGGAAUAUUUUGGGGCGCUCGCUUCCCUUUUAGCACUUAUUUUGGAAUCCAAGCGGAAGUGCGUCGUAAGUGUAGCUUGACGGUCGCAGCGGGGUUUGACGGACUGCGUCUCUCCUCGCGUUACGUUUUUGUUUUUCUCUCAACUUUACACCCGACAUUUUCAUCCGCCAUCAUGAGCCGCAUCGGGAUGGAUAUUUGAAAAAGAGGAGGAGGGGGGGGAGGACAAGGAGGAGAAGAUGCCUCAUGGAUCGUUCCAUCACGUCCUGAGAUGAGACCCAUGCCCAGGUUCGGCGUCAGGUGGCUGCUCGCCACCGUGCUGAUGCUGCUGCUCGGUGGCACAUUCUUCUUCUGCGAGUAUCUCAUCUACUUCCCCGCCAUCCUCAAGUGCGCCUGGCCCCGCGUGGAGCAUGCGCGCGGUGGCGGGGGGAACGGCAUCGACGGUGGGCCGCCGGACGCACCGCCGGUCCGCGCCAUGGUGCUGUCAGACACGCAUCUCCUGGGGGCCGUCGGCGGCCACUGGUUUGACAAGCUCAGGAGAGAAUGGCAGAUGGAGCGCGCGUUCCAGACUGCUCUGUGGCUCCUCAGGCCUGAGGUGGUCUUCAUUCUGGGGGACAUCUUCGAUGAAGGCAAGUGGAGCUCGAAGAAGCAUUGGGAGGACGACGUGCGGCGCUUCCACAGGAUGUUCCGCCACUCCGGGGACACGGAGCUGGUGGUCCUGGUCGGGAAUCACGACAUUGGCUUCCAUUACGAGAUGGACUGGUUCAAAUUGCAGCGCUUCGAGAAAGUUUUCAACGCCUCUUCCACCAGGAUAGUCACCAGAAAUGGAGUCAACUUCUUGCUGGUGAACAGCGUGGCGCUGCACGGUGACGGUUGCCCCAUCUGCCAAUCGGUCGAGAAGGAGCUCAUCAGACUCUCCAAGGAGCUCAACUGUUCUCUGCAGGGUUCAGGGGUCGGCUGUGAGGGCACGCAGGUUUAUCCUCCCACACCACCCAUCAUGUUGCAGCACUACCCGCUCUACAGAGUGAGCGACGCAGGCUGCACGGGAACAGACGCGGCGCCGCCUGGUGAGCGCCACCUUCUAUUCAGGGAGAAGUACGACGUGCUGUCCAAGGAGGCGUCUCAGAAGCUGCUGCAGUGGUUCAAGCCCCGCCUCAUCCUGAGCGGCCACACCCACAGCGGCUGCGAGGUCCUCCACGAUAAUAAGUACCCGGAAGUCAGCGUGCCAUCCUUCAGCUGGAGGAACCGCAACAAUCCCAGCUUCAUCCUGGCGUCCGUGUCACCAGGCAGUUACGCGCUGUCAAAAUGUUUCUUGCCGGAGGAAAGCACAGUGAUCGGUGUGUACACCUCAACCGGCGGCUGCCUGCUGCUGCUCAUCCUGGCACAUUGCUUAUGGAUGAAGGGCCUGCUGCAGUGCCUCAGCCUUUGCCUGCUGGGGAAGCACAAGUCGCUGUAAAAACUACAUUACCCAGAAACCCCUGCAUACAGAAACUGGAAGGGAAGUGCGCAUCAGCCGCAGUUGACCCAGAAACGUUUUGACUGUGUCCCCCCCCCCCCCCAAAUUGCUUUGUUUCUUUUUAUGACACUUUGGAAGGACAUGAAUUGUUCAUUUUAAUAUUUUAAGUCAUUUUAAUGACUUUAAACUUGUGAUAUUUAUGUGUUUGUUGUCACUUGUGACCAAAAAACAGUUUUCAACAAACUGCCUUGUUUUGGGCAUUAAGAAACACCAUCUUACUUCUAUUAUUGUCGAUUUUAGGUGUCAAAUGUGCUUGGAUGAACCAUGUUAAUUCACUGUGAACUAAAAACUCACCCCUCAUCUCACAUUGUUGGUUUAUUGAGGGGGUUAGUGAUCUCGGAGGUUUAUAAUUGCACAUAUUUAUCAAAUAUUUGUGAGGGUUCUAGCAAAGUUGUUGACAUAUUUCCAAUUAACAACAAUAAAUUGCCAUGAUUAUCAUCCCAGUCGUGGAUGCAAACAUCUAAGAGAACUGUUUUCAAUGAUACGUGCCAAUGUUUUUAAAAAAAUGUAAAGCUAAGUCAAUCUUAAAGGACCCAAUCUAUGCACUUUUGUAAAUGUUAUCAACCCUCACUAAUUAACAUUGGUUUUGGAAAGACCCAUGACAAUUUAUGGUCGUAAUGUGUGCGUUUUUGUUGUUAGAAGACUGACCCGCCCCCCUGGUCUGGAAGGAACUUAAUGUAAACAAAACAUAUAUUUCUAUUUGGAAGUGAUAUUUUCUUCCUCAAGGGUCCGUCUAAAAUUUUCAUGAACAUAACGUGGCUUGAAAGAACCUAAUUUACUUGUAAAUAUCAAAAACUUAGUGUCCGCAAAGUUAAGACAAUUUUGCAUCUUCAGAGAUCAAGUUUUAUAAACAUCUGAGAGAACGACCAUGUCUUCAAAAUAUAAAAUGUUCAAAUAACAGAAUUUACUGCUGUAACACUUCAAAAAGUGUGUGUUUUUGUCAGCAUUGCUUCAUGUUGUUGUUUUUUUUCCCCAAAAACAAUGUAGUCAGUCAUGAGCAAUAAAAAUAUUGCUCACCAAUACCAAAACGUAAAAAUGGUUCGCAUGUUCAGUGAACAAAUGAAAACAAGUGUGGAUUCAGGACACGUGUUGUAAAGAAAAAAAAAUGUCUCUAAUGUGCCUCUUUAUUUAAAUAAAAAUAAAAAUAUCAUUUCAUCGUCA